AAGAGAGAGAGAGAGAGAGAGAGAGAGCACUCUAACCCUGCCCACUUUUACAAAGCCAUUCAACUCCGACAUAGUGAGGCUUCUCCAGUGCUCUGUGUACAUCAGCAGGAAAGGACACCAUCACUACUGCAGCUCAACACACUGCUCUGUCUCCCAGUCACUUUGUUCAAGGACUAAAGUAGCGUGGACACUCUCUACCUAACACGAGACUGGAGAGAGUGGACAAGAGACAUUACUAACUGGACAAAAAGAAGAGGAAUGGUUUUACAAAGCUGAGAGGAGACAAAACUGAGAGGAGACACCUGCUUUCCUGGACUUGAUAGGAUAAGUGGUUUACAAGGACUGCAGCAAAGACCUGGUUUUAUGAGGACCAAAGUAAAGAGCCUGGUCUCAAAACCUCCAUCUCCACUUUCCAACAUCCAACUUUUUGAAGCUAUAGCACCACUCUCAAAGAAGAAGCUAUAGUACCACUCUCAAAGAAGGAUUGUACUUUUCUCAAACUUGUUAUUUCAGGGAAACAGAGGUAAGGUGAAGAGAGCUCUCCGGUGUGCUGCUUCUCAUUCAGUCACCCCUUGCCGCAGUCCUCUCAUCACCCUCUCCAGGGAGUGUGUGUAUGUGUGAGUGUGUGUGUGUGUCUGUGAGUUGUCUGCGCUUUGUAGCACAGGAUGCCCUCGUUAGCCGCGUUGGCUCGGGUGCUGGCGUUGCUUCUCCCUGGGCUGCAGACAGGAUGUGGUUCCGCUACGGUAGCGGGAUCACUUGCGGCGGUGGAUGGAGCUACACGGGGACAGGAGCAGGUGGAGGAGAUCCAGGUGACCCCCUGUCCUUCCUGUGUGCUGGCCCAGAUGAGGAGUGACUACCUGGGCUCGGACCCGGGUUCUGUCCCGGCCCCUCCUGGAUCUGAGUCAGCAUCUGAAUCGGCUCAGACGUCGGCUCAGACAGACAUGGUGGAAGCGGUGAAGCAGCACAUCCUCGACAUGCUCCAUCUCAGCGCGAGGCCCAACGUCACCCACCCGGUGCCGCGCGCCGCCCUGCUCAACGCCAUCAAGAAACUACACGUGGGCCGCGUGGGCAAGGAUGGCAGCGUGGAGAUCCAGGAGGAGGGGCCGGGGGGCGGCGCGGGGGCGGCACCGCCACCCGAGCCGCCCUCCGAGAUCAUCACCUUUGCCGAGCCAGGCGACACUACAUCCGCUGUGACCUUUGACAUUUCCAAGGAGGGCAGUGAGCUCUCAGUGGUGGAGCAGGCCAACAUGUGGCUCUUCCUCAAGCUGGCCAAGGGGCAAGGGCGAGGCAGGGGCAAGGUGAACAUACAGCUUCUGCAGCACCGCCAGCAGAAGACCAAAGCACCAGGCUUUGCCUUCAACGAGACCCAGGGCGAGGAGGAGGAGUUGGUGUCUGAGAAGAUGGUGGAUACGAGGCGCAGCGGCUGGCACACGCUCCCCGUGUCACACAGCAUCCAGUCCCUCCUGGACACCGGUGGCAGCGUCAUCGAUCUGCGAGUCUCCUGCCCGCAGUGCACCGAGGCGGGGGCCACACCCAUCUUGGUCCACACCGAGGGCGAGCAACCGGGACGGGAGAGGGACCAAUCCCACCGGCCUUUCCUCAUGGUCGUAUUGCGGCCCGGCAUGGAGGAACACGCUCGCCGACGCGUCAAACGCGGCCUGGAGUGCGAUGGAAAGAUGCACAUCUGUUGCAAGCGGCAGUUCUAUGUCAACUUCAAGGACAUCGGCUGGAACGACUGGAUCAUCGCGCCGCCGGGCUACCACGCCAACUACUGCGAGGGCGACUGCCCCAGCCACGUGGCCAGCAUCACGGGCUCCUCGAUGUCCUUCCACUCCACUGUCAUCAACCACUACCGAAUGCGGGGCUACGCGCCCUUCCAGAACACCCAGUCGUGCUGCGUGCCCACGCGGCUACGCGCCAUGUCUAUGCUCUACUACAACGAGGAGCAGAAGAUCAUCAAGAGGGAUAUCCAGAACAUGAUUGUGGACGGGUGUGGCUGCUCAUAAGAGACAGUGAUAGAGAGCAGAUAUAUAUAUAUAUAUAUAUAUAUAUCUUUAUAGACUCACCAAUAACAAGAAGACACCCGUUGGGCCGUUUAUCCCUUCAAACAAAAACAAUACAUUUUUUGGGGGAGUCAUGUAAAAAAUGUGUUGACUGACUGAUCUGUCCGUUUUGUCUGAUUAUCGGAUGGGAAAUUGUGAACUUCUCUUUCAGAUUUAAAAAAAGGGAAUACAGAAUAUAUUUUUGUUGAAUGGAGAGCAAGAGUGGGACUACUUAUGUGAUUCCUGCUUCUCUGCACUACAAUGAACUUGGGAACAAUUUUCCCUGAAAGAAAAAACUAUGCAACUGAUCAAGUAUUACCGUGUGGUCUUUUUAAUGUCUCUUUACACAUUAUUGGUGUUUUGAUUUAUUUUUUCAUUUGUAUAAAAGGAAGACUUUUUUUUUUUGCUAAUUUUGUUGUUGUUUUUGUUCAAAUGCGCGUCUAUGUUUCAGUUGUUUUGUAUUGUUACUGUUGAGAGAUACUUGAAAGAAAUAGGUUUGACCAGCUACUGGAGCCAAACACUUUUAUAAUUAAUAACAAGUUUUUUUUAAUUAUUAUUAAUAUUUCUGAACUAUUUUGUCUUUUUACAUGAAAAACAAUUAUUAAUGGUGAAAUUUGCACUAUACCAACAUUCUUGCCAACUUGAUCACAUUGACGGUAAAACACCAAACAGAUGAAAAGAACCGCUACGAACUUCUCAAGAAGAGUUUUUUUUCCAACACUGUAAAAAAAAAGUUGUAUAUUUGAAAGAACUUCUGAAAGAAAUGCGGUUGAGUCUAUCCUAAUCAUGGCAUGGAGUUCCAUGACAGAAAUCUAUCACUUGAUGAUUUAUUUCAGUGACAAAUAAUCAUGUAGUUUAGCUAAAAGUAGUAUUGCUAGGUUUUACACAGUCAAAUGGA
This is a messenger RNA of Oncorhynchus keta (chum salmon), 2940 nucleotides long. RefSeq names its product inhibin beta A chain-like. The transcript has 2 exons. Bases 666 to 2006 code for a protein of 446 amino acids. Gene Ontology annotation, biological process: SMAD protein signal transduction; BMP signaling pathway. NCBI's taxonomy places the organism in Eukaryota, Metazoa, Chordata, Actinopteri, Salmoniformes, Salmonidae. Gene Ontology annotation, cellular component: extracellular region. Gene Ontology annotation, molecular function: growth factor activity; cytokine activity; hormone activity. The record is from RefSeq and is a predicted model, not a curated record.